AUGCGCGCAACUUGGUUCCUCGCCUCUACUCUAGCGGCCCUGGUCGCCGCCGAAGCUGGCACCACAACAGUCAGCUAUCUCGGCACCGAGAAUGAAGGCGGCGCCGACAUUAGUCAAUACACCAGCACCGCUGCCCGAAUCAUUGGCAUUGACAAGCAUGCCACAACCUACGAGAUCGGCUGCCUGCCAGAUGCAAAGGAAUGCGCGUUUCACGUUCCGGCAACUCUCAUCCAGGGCCCGAACACUUUCAGCAUCUCUAUGCAAAUGACCUUGAGCGGCGAAGGUGUUACUGCCAAAGCAACUGCGGUCGAGGAAUGCUCUUUCACUCGCUUCUCUGAAUCCGUCUCUUGCACGUGGAGCCUUGGUUAUACCGCCUCCCAGGGCGCUGUUACUGACUCCACGCGCACCUCUGGCACUAUGACUAUUCCUUCUGAGUCGAUCACCUAUCAGCCUCUCAAAGUCACCGAUGGUGCCUAUGCUCUCACCGCUAAUGCCACCGCUUCGGCUACCCCGGAGACGAUCACUCCUACUGCUUCGGCUGGUGGUGCUGCUGGUGCCAUUAAGCCUUUGAUCACGGCUGCGCCGCUGGGUGCUGCUGUUGCUGCUUUGGUUGCUAUCCUCUAG
Messenger RNA from Penicillium paradoxum, 624 nucleotides. RefSeq lists its product as uncharacterized. The record is from RefSeq and is a predicted model, not a curated record. Bases 1 to 624 code for a protein of 207 amino acids. NCBI's taxonomy places the organism in Eukaryota, Fungi, Ascomycota, Eurotiomycetes, Eurotiales, Aspergillaceae. The transcript has a single exon.